Molecule: messenger RNA, 7089 nt
Organism: Linnemannia hyalina
Lineage: Eukaryota; Fungi; Mortierellomycota; Mortierellomycetes; Mortierellales; Mortierellaceae
Source: the annotation of a GenBank genome assembly
AUGACUGAAAGUCCAACUUCCUCCCCCCAGUCAAACCACACCACCAUUAUGGCUACAAGCCUGGCAGAGAUCGACCCCACACCUAGUAGUCCUCCAAAAUCAUCCUCCUCCAAAAAAUCGACUCUUGUCCUACCCGCCGCAGCCUCACCCAUCGAUCCAUGCAGCCUUGCCCAGCGCCGUUACUUCACAGGAUCCGAUGCUGUGUUGAGUAGAGCCAAGACACUGUCCAUUGCUGGAAAAAUAGAGCCUGGCAUGAGUGCCCAUCUUCCAGAAAACACUGCUACCUUCAAGUUUUUUGGCAGCUUCAAGAACUACAGUACAGGACACUACACCAUUCAUUGGCGUGUAAAGGCGUUGCCGGACUUUCACAUCCCGAACGGCCUUCACUUUGUGGUCAAAAUCUCGUAUGAUACUGAACCGGAUAUCAGUGGUACCCUGGAUGUGAUCCUGCCGCCACACAAACUGAACACCAUAGGUCGGGAUCAAUGGCACAACUUGACGCUUGAGGAAAAGGUAGUGAUACAGCCCCAUGAAGGAUGGGCCAACAUCCAGGUCAUUCUUCGCAACAACGAGAACGAAAACCGCGAUGAGUACUCUGGAUUCCAUGUCGAGCAUGUAGAGAUCAGACCAGUCGGCCUCAGGACAGAAAACCAACCUGGUGUACGUAACAUGGUGGUGCAGAGGGCGAGCAUACCGGUCAUGGUGCUCGAUACCACAAGGGCCUAUCCAAAAUCAAAGGACAUGCCGUACUUUCCUGCGGAUGUGCCCAUUACACGAAUUGCGAUCUCGAAAAAGAGUCGCUUCAUGGCGUCGCUGGGACAUUCCAAGGACGACGUCUUCAUCACCGUCUGGGAUAUGUCGUUUAUCAAGAACCCUUCCAACCCUUACAGGAACAUUGCGGCACUCUACAAGGGCACUGCUACUGCAAGGAUCCAUCACCCCGGCGUCGGAGAUCUCGCCAUCGGUCUUGCUAUCUCUCCAUAUGGUGAGCAAAUCACAAUCUUCCAAGAGCCCAAGAUCGGACAGUGGCUGGAGGGUUCAGUGGCACCCAAACCCGACUUCAAGUUCAGACUGUUCAACAACCCUAUGGUACCUCAGGUCUCUGUUACCGUGAACAUGGAUGCACCCUCUACAUCCAAUGUCGACGAAAAGGCACAGGAAGCCGCUGCAGACGAGACGCCUGGCAAGCAACGACUCACGAGCUCAACAUCUGUCAGCUCAGCCGGGUCAUCAACAACGGGCGGUCUUUUGCUGGAGAGCGUUGAUUGGGAGCACGAGAUCUUGCAGUCGCUAGUCGGUUUUGGAGAGUUCGUCCCUGGUGCCAAGAAGCCUGAUUGGGAGAGUAAUGACCUCGGAACUCUGGCGAGCAAUAUUGAUGACACUGAGGAGUCAGGAAAGGACGGCAAGGACAGCAAGGACGGAAAGAAUGGAUAUACUCAACCCAACAGCUUGUUCGUCACCUGUAACGGCAUCUACAUCGACGUCUACGAAAUCUCACAGGAGAGACGUUGGAAGCGCCUUCACACCAUUACCAUCACCGACCUUAUCCCAACCCUCUCGAGCCGCAUCACCUGCAAGAUGAUGAUGGACUCGAUCAGCAGCAACAACUUUAUGUGGCUCGAGGACAGUGGACGUAGCUGCACGAUCUGGGACUUGCGGACAGGGUCCAAUAUUGCCCAUAUCUCAAGCCUUGAUAAUGCGCUAUUCAAAGGACCGACUUUCCGCGGACACAGCAAGAUGGCGAUCUCGCCCCACGAGUCCAUUGUUGCUCUGGCCAGUGUGGACGGAAGUUUGACGACCUACUUUGCUAACACAGGAAUGGCGAUCGACGAUAGAAAGUUCCCGGGCUACAAGAUCGAGUACGUCGGAUUCAGCGCACAGGACGACAAGCUGAUUGUGGUUCUGCGCGACAGCGUCACAUUUGAGCUCAUCGGCAAGCAGUUGGACACCCUUCAGCUCAAGUCGGAGACCAUCAUCAACCAAACCCCCAUCCCAACCAUCGGAACCACACUGCAGGCCUACUUCAACAUCAAAGGGUACUUCAACCGCGGGCUUGUCAUCGAGGCGGACGGGCCCAAUAUCAACUGCUAUGUCUCCAACCAGCCAAGCAGCUCCAAGGUUAACAAAAUGAGCGACACGGUCCUCCAAUCUCACCCCGCGGAUGUCCUGUACGAGUCUCAGUACGACGACCAUAUCCAGUACCGUCUGCAGACAGCCUUCCACAGGGAGCUUUUACCCGAGGGCGACGGAGUCUUUUACUGGGUCCAUCGUGUCGAAGUCAUUCGGGAGGACCUGAAGGACAGGACACAGCGACUCAUCUUUUCGUUUAUUCCUGAACCUUGGAUGCGCGCCACAACUGCCGAGGUUUCCCACCCCGAGAACUUGCUCACCGCGUUCUUUGUUCCUUGCGGAACGCGUUUUGCGGUCAACGGCACCCAGACGCUUCAAAUCUGGAACCUCCCUACUCACGAGAACUCCAAGUGUAGUCUUCAAUACAUCUGGAGUCAACCCAGAGGCGACGAGGAUCUCGCACCCGGAGGUAUUGCCUAUAAGUCAGGACGAGUUCGGGACUAUUAUCUGGAGACCAUGGACGCGACCAUCUUCCUGGACAGAGUCACAGGAAACACCGUAGCCGAGAUCAAGGUCAAUGACAAGUCCAAGAAGAGAGUUAUCUCGAUCCCUGGGCCAGGAACCAUCGGUGCUCACUUUGCUAUUCUCUACUGUUUCCGCAGUAUUCAUCUUCUCGCCGCCGCUUAUGGCUAUUCGUCUCGAGAGAGUAAGAAGGCUUCCAGGGACGCUCAGCAGUCGUUCACUUUUGAGGACCAUGCUGAGGCCAUUCUUCGGUUUACGCGUGAACACAUAAACCGCAUGAUGUCCAUCGGUGUCUACCUCCCAGGCAAAGGCGGUAACGGCGGUAACUUCCAGGCUAACAAGCAGCGCAACCGCCCUCCAAGGAACGAGAAGCCCAGCGUCUCAAAUGAUGCUGCCAUCGUGCUUCUACCUGGUGCCGUUGGUCUUGGUGCUACCACUGAAGCAGGCCCCGAGGUCGCUGCUGGACCAAGACUCAUAGACGAAGGGGUGACCAUUCACGGAAACUCCAACCGUCGCCAGGCUGAGAGCUUCGACGACCGACCAGCUCCCCUCCACAUUCAGGAAACCAUCACAGCCCGCGAUAUGGGUCCAACAAUGGACUUUGUCCAGAGAAAAAAUGUUGUGCAAGCCAGAGGAUUUGACUUUACUCCUGAACCCCCCAGGAAGCAAACAACCCCCAACCACCCUCAGGUCAUCACAGUCCUCACUCUCCUCCUGGAUCAAAAGUACCUUCAAAAGGCCAACCACCACUUUGUUCAGGGCUUGCUGAAUACGAGUAACGGCGAUUGGAUUCCUCGCGACAACUCAGCCCUCAACCCUAUCCGACGUGCCAUCGAGUCCAGAAAUGCGACCUUGGUCGAAGCGUUCAUUGACUAUUGCAUUCUGAAUGCCAAGAAGUACCAUCCAGCCUACCUCAUGCCCGCCGUCCAGUGUCUGAACGAGCUUUCUGAGAGGUAUCCCGCCAUCCUGGCAGACAUGUUCCGCAAGGCCUCCUACGUCCCAGCCCACAAUUACGCCUACGUCUCGUCCCAUGCCCUGGUCGCAAACGCCCAGUACACAGAGUGGUUCAAGUCCAAGAUGAUGUUCUGGAACUUUAUUACAGGAAGAUCCUGGGAAAAAUCCAACAACAUCAACGACUACGACAAGCCCGUCUUCUCUCUGAGGUCCCAGCUUCCCUUCCGCUCGACCAGCUUCCUGAACAUCCUCAACAUUGAGACAUCCAUUCGAGAGAAGCGCCAGGGAAAGUUCCCUGCCAAACGAGAAACCAACGAGGAAGAGGUCAAGAAGAGGUCCAACAAGGACUACAAGAUCUACGUCACGCCGUUCCCCAAGCUGUCGAUGUAUGGUCCUUACAAGCCUUGGUACGAGGGUUUGGACACGGCCCAGUCCGCUUUCACAGACAUUGCUGGAGAGGACUACUUCGACAGUCCCGCCAUGGUUGCCACCCUGGAGUUCAAAUGGUAUAAAUUUGGCUUUAGAUACUGGAUGGUUCGGUUCCUGAUCGUUUUCAUCUUCUUCCUCAUGAUUGUCAUCAUCACUGCACUGCAAAUCACGUACUCGACGCGUGGCUCAGAUGCAGAAGAUAUUACCGACCGAUACAUGGACAACUGGCGGCCCUUCAUCAUGGUGGCAAUCGGAUUUGGAGCUGGUCUGUGCGGAUACGAAGCGAUGCAGUUCAUCUAUGCACCCAGGAAGUAUAUCAAGUCGCCUUACAACUACCUAGAUCUAACAGCGUAUACGUGGACCAUUAUUGGUUGUAUUCUGCUUGUAAACUCCGAGGUCGGCACGAUCGAUAAGGAUCAGGGCAUAGAUAUUGGGCCUCACCAGAUCUGGGUCAUGAGUUUUGGCAUCUUGUUCCUUUACUUCAACAUUCUGUUCGAACUGCGUGUUGUCCGACAAUUGGGAAUCGUGGUCAACAUUAUCCUAAACAUCACCCGAAGUAUCGUCUGGUUCUUCUUAAUUUUCGCUCUGAUCCUCGUCAGUUUCACACACGCCUUAAUGCACUUGCUGCAUACCCAACAGUACCACCCACUCUGUGAUCCCACUGCUGAUGUCAAAGGAUGCGAAGAACCGGGAGGAUUCCCGACGAAUGUCUUUGCCGCUCUGUCUGUUACCUACUUCUUCUUGUCUGGAAGAUACGAUCCGGUCGAUACGUCGCUCGAUGGCGCUUCUGUCAGUUUCCAUAUCAUGAUGAUCCUUUUCUUCUUCAUCUCCGCCAUCCUGUUCCUGAACAUUCUCAUCGCUUUGAUGAACGACGCGUUUAAUGAGAGUAAGGACCAAGGUCAACUGGCCUGGCUCAAGCAGUGGUCCGAAGUCAUUGCCGAGGUGGAAGUCUUCCUAAUGACCCAAAACACCCGCCAAAAUCGCAACUACUUCCCGGACUACAUCUACUACGGCGCCAAUGAACAAGAAGCAGAGCUCUACGAAUCCAGAUUCUUCAUCGCCUCCAAAUCCAACCUCUCCAUCGAGAACCGGUUCCUUGUAGACACCGUCACUGUUGAACAAAACGCCGCCCAGUUGACUCAAAGACAGGUUCUGAGGGAUGUCCAGACGUUGAGUAAGGAGUUGGAGAAGUUGAAGUCGAAUCAGGAUGAAUUUAAUCAGGAUGUUAUUCGGUUGACGGAGGUUGUAGCGGCUUACCUUGCCACGACUGCGCCACAGGAGGGGCCUGACAGUGAUAAUGAGUCCUUUACCUCAUCAUCGCACUCUGACACCAGUGUCUCGCCUGUGGAGAACGAUCCCCCAACAAGCGGGGCAUCGAUGGGUCGUGAGACUCAGAGCGCACCGCUUGGUGGUGCAGGCCGUGCAAGUGGACCUCAUUCGCCUCCGGUUCCGUCGCCUCCACCGCCAACGGCCGUUCCAGGUGGAGCUACCAUCAGUCUGCCGAGCCCCGUCCGUCCUGGUGCAAGUCCACCUCCACCGUCCAGAGCGUCGAGUGCCCCCGCGGCUCCCUCAUUGCCUAUUUCUACUAUUGGCCAUGUCAGCUCCGGUGGCCCUCCCCCACCGCCUCCACCUUCACUUCCCACAGAAGGUACCAGUGCCUACCCUACAAGACCCAGUAUGUCUCGCCCAAUCGCAGCUGGAAGUACUCCUUACUCUGCUCCAGGCAGUGCGCCUGGUGCUCCUCGCCCUAUUCCAAGUAGCAGUGCGCCAAGCAACCCAGGAAGUGCUCCCUUUAUUCCUACGCCUCCUCCAAUGCCCAUUCAGACGUCUAUGCCCAUGCCCUCACCACCUCCACCCAUGGCUCAGGAAGAGGCUCUGGAGCUCGACACCGGUAUGGAGGAAAGAAAGUCUUCACAACCUCUAGUGGUAGACGAGCGGAACGACGAAGAUGAGAUCACGUUGGACAUUGACUUUGACACAAAGGUGCCCAGCUUGGGCGACGUUGUGGAAGACAUGAAGGACAAGAUGAGCAAGAGUAAGAAGUCAUCGUCGCCAAUCUCGGAAGACAAGGACGAAGAGGAAGGAGACUCUAAUGUUCCCGGCGGUGGCGAAGACGAGGACGAUAUGCCAUCACCCCCACCUCCACCUCCACAGCCCAUCGUCGCGCCUAUCAUCGUCCGUCCCUCAACCCGCCCUCUACCCAUGUCCAAAGUGCCUCAACCACCCUCAUCAGCACCUGCAGUCGUCACCGUCCCCGCUCCAACCCAGCAACAACAGCAGGCUGGUCGCCGGUUCAAGAAGAUCAGCCCAGGCGCAGAGACAACCGACUCGCCCACAACCUAUACUCCAACCACCGGAGCAGAGGGCCGACACAACCCUCCCCCAAUCACAACCCUCCCCGUGGCCCCCUCCAAAAAACGCCAACAACAACAACAGCAACAACAACAACAGUCUCAGCAACCAGUCCCUCCCGUGCUGAACCAGCUCCCCGCAGGUGGUCCAACAAUCUACCACCCAGAUAUUGGCUCCUCCAAGACUACGUCCGCAUCCAAGGUCCCACGGUAUAAGGUCAUUGAACUCCAAGACCCCGAACGUGAACGCUCCGACACCGCCCCCGUCAUCGGCAGCAGCUCUGGAGCCGGAACCACUGGAACAAGAACGACGACUACCCAUAACAACACAGCAUUCCGCCAACGCGUCCAAAGGGUCGUCGCUGUCCAAACCGUCGACGACGCCCUCAGAGCCCACAGAAGAAUCGAGGACAACAACGUCAGUCACCCUGUCUACGUCGUCCAUCAACCCGCCCCCGCAGACGCGCGCAACCAACGCCAACAACAGCGGUUCCGCCGCGACAGUGAUGAUGAUGGACUCUAUGACGAUGACGAGGAUGAGGACGAGGGCCACGAUGGCCGUGAGGAUGAAGGACUGUACGGCCAUAGAAACAAGGGCAAGAAGAGUGUUCGUUCCUCAACUGCCCCUGCUGCGCGCCUCCUGGACGAGAUCCAAACUACUCACACUCCUCCUCAGAGCCAACCACAAGGUCAGCAGCAUGGUGGGCGUCCUCAACGCCCACAGUUGCCUCAAAUACACCCUCGCCGCCAACAACAGCCUUAG